AUGCCUCACACCAAGCCAAAGCUGGGAAAGCUUACUACUCCCGUCACAGCUACCUUUCCCUCCGAGAUCACUUCGGCAACUCCUAUCUCAGCAGUUUCGUUCAACUUCAAGCCUGAUCCGGAUUUUCUCAAGACUCCCAUCAGCCCACCUAUGGCCUAUACCGAUUUCCUCACGAAAGCCAUGGCUCUCAAUUCUCCUGCUACGAGCUCUGGCUUAACAACCCCAGACUCUCUUCCGGAUUCGGCGGCCAGUGAGGAAACCGACAGGUCCUUAAAGCGUGAAGCAUCCCCCCCUUCAUCAUCGGCUUCAAGCAUCACCUCCAAGGCAUCAGGCCGCCCAACUCCUCCAGCAACGGCCCCCAUGGCACCUCCCAGUCCCUUCACCUGCGCUACACCCAUGUCUGCACCUCCCGCCGGCGCUGCCUGCUUCCCCAGUCUCAAGGUGCCACCGAGUCCCAGUGUAUCGAAUAUCGACUCUCCAAUGAGUGCAAGCACUGUUCGAUCACCUUUUAGCGCAAGGCCAGUCCACUCAUCAGUGUUUGACUGGGAUGCGGCUCUCAAGGCCCGUCUACUAGAAAAGAAGCAGAAGUCUUCACGGACCAGCGUACGACACAUCCGAGAGGUGGUGACGAGAACAGUCACAUACACUCCUAGGAUGGCACCUGCACCAAAGGGCAAGAGACGUAAGGUUGAAUAG
Messenger RNA from Fusarium pseudograminearum CS3096, 696 nucleotides. RefSeq lists its product as uncharacterized. The transcript has a single exon. The coding region runs from base 1 to 696 and encodes 231 amino acids. NCBI's taxonomy places the organism in Eukaryota, Fungi, Ascomycota, Sordariomycetes, Hypocreales, Nectriaceae. The record is from RefSeq and is a predicted model, not a curated record.